This is a messenger RNA of Loa loa (African eye worm), 153 nucleotides long. RefSeq lists its product as hypothetical. NCBI's taxonomy places the organism in Eukaryota, Metazoa, Nematoda, Chromadorea, Rhabditida, Onchocercidae. The transcript has a single exon. The record is from RefSeq and is a predicted model, not a curated record. The coding region runs from base 1 to 153 and encodes 50 amino acids.
AUGAAUUUUUCAGUUAGUUAUGAUACAUUUGAUCCAUCUAAAAUUAGCAGACUCAUUAACUACACACUUCCCGGUUUUCUACGCCCGCUGCGACCAUUAUCUCCUGCUGCUACCCGAAUUCACGGCCGCACACGCAGAGAACAGCAGCGGUAA